Molecule: messenger RNA, 705 nt
Organism: Coccomyxa subellipsoidea C-169
Lineage: Eukaryota; Viridiplantae; Chlorophyta; Trebouxiophyceae; Coccomyxaceae
Product: succinate dehydrogenase and fumarate r
Exons: 7
Coding region: 1-705 (234 amino acids)
Biological process (GO): aerobic respiration; tricarboxylic acid cycle; respiratory electron transport chain
Molecular function (GO): electron transfer activity; 2 iron, 2 sulfur cluster binding
Source: RefSeq, a predicted model, not a curated record
AUGAUCUCGUGGUGCAUCAGGUGGGAUCCCGACAAUGGUGGCAAGCCAACGUACAAGAGCUACAACAUUGACAUCAACAGCUGCGGGCCCAUGAUGCUGGACGUCCUCUUCAAAAUAAAGGAUGAGCAGGACCCCACACUGGCUUUCAGGCGAUCAUGCAGGGAGGGUAUAUGCGGCUCCUGUGCAAUGAACAUAAACGGGACAAACUGCCUGGCGUGCCUCACAAAGGUGGAGCGGUCUCCUGAUACGAAGACCAAGGUGGCACCCUUGCCGCACAUGUUUGUCAUCAAGGACCUGGUCGUGGACAUGAGCAACUUCUAUGCGCAGUACAAAUCCAUCAACCCAUUCCUUCAGAAGAAGGAUCCCAGCUCAGGGAAGGAGUACUACCAGAGCAGAGAGGACCGCAACAAGCUGGACGGCUUGUACGAAUGCAUCCUGUGCGCCUGCUGCUCCACAUCCUGCCCAUCUUACUGGUGGAACGAAGACAAGUACUUGGGCCCUGCAGUCCUCCUGCAAGCCUACAGGUGGAUCAUCGACAGCAGGGAUGACUUUACAGAGGAGCGCAUUGCACAGUUGGACGAUGCCUACAAACUGUACCGCUGUCACACAAUCAUGAACUGUGCCAAGGUCUGCCCGAAGGGGCUCAACCCCGGCAAGGCGAUUGCAAAAAUCAAGCAGUCAGUGCACUUUGGUCAUGCUGUCUGA